Molecule: messenger RNA, 3228 nt
Organism: Porites lobata
Lineage: Eukaryota; Metazoa; Cnidaria; Anthozoa; Scleractinia; Poritidae
Source: the annotation of a GenBank genome assembly
GCCAUAAUCAGGUUAGAGUGCAAUCCUUCGCUGGAUAAACCUGAUGAUGCUAAAUUCGAAGUACUUCAGGAUAAUACUACUACUUACGUAAGUAUUUCAAAAUAAUUUUUUUUCAAUAAUUAGUGUCCUAUAAAGGUCGAAAAAAAACGCUCUGUAGUUUAAUCAUCAGGACUUAAAUAGCAUUUGUUUCGCUUUAUUUUUCAGGUAUUCUCUUUAAGCCAUAAGUGCGCUUGUCCAAAUGGUUGUCCAGAGGAAAUACCAACUAGCAGUAAGUUACUUGCUCUGCUAAUGAUCCUUUCUUAAAGAAACAAAUGUAAAUAUAAAGAUUUAGCCAAGCCUAAAAGCGAAACUUCCGUUUAAGUUAAUAAACUUAGCCUUGCUCUAUUGUGUGGCCCUUGUCAUCGUUUUCUGUUACAUUUAGUUUCGUAAUAAAAUAUUAAUGAGCGAGGUUCGAAAUGGUAAGCCAAAUGGGUUUUUAAUUUUUCCACAUAUUUUCUUUUCAAAGUCGGACGACAAACCUUAUCUGUAAACCUGUCUCUACAUUAUGCAUCACAAUAUCCGAGCGUAUACGUCACCAUAUAAUGCACUGUUUGUUUGCUAUAAAGACAGACCGGCCUAGGACGGUAGAUAUCUAGACAUACCACGUCCAAGCCGACUCUGAAAAUAGAAUGUGUACGCUGCGUGCUUGCGGCAACCUUUGUUUGUCAAAUGAAACAGAUACGGCAGAAAAAUAUUGCGGUAUUUACCAUGGAUUUUUAUAAAAAUUGUUCAGCCGGUGUGACAACAAUCAGUUUAUCAUUAAAGAUCCCCUGAAUAUUAGCAGAAAUUAAAACAAAUUGUUCCCAGAGAGGACGUGUACUUACUGAAAAGAUAAAAAGAAAAGAAGACAAGAACCUAAUAUUAACUUCAUGGAAGAAGUUACCGUCGAUGCUGGUUAUAUCCAACCAGUCGAAGAAUCAGGUACCUCUGUGUUAAAGCUGUGUACCAGAAGGACAUUUAUUUCUAAGCGAGAUAAUUUUAUUUUUUUAUAGUUUGUUUCACUCGGUGUACCUUGUUCUUAAAGGGAGAAGACACGCACGGACCUACAAAAGUAAAAGUGACCAGAUCUUAAGAAACGUCACAUGCAUUAUGAAUUAGAAUUCAAAUUAUUCCAGCCAAUUCAUAUGAAGCUUUCCUGGUCAGGGGGAGGGCAGAGGGAAUUCUUCAGCACCGUUUCUUUUCUUCUUUUUCUCUGUGCAUACGUUUUGCAACUUGUAGUAAGGACAGCGAGACUCGGGUUUAAACUUAGAACGGAGCCUACUUUUUCAAACGCGAGAGCUCUAUCUGACCACUUUAGUGUGCGAAAUGUAGACCUUAGCAAAGGCUAAUAAUUUCAAAAAGAAAUUUGGCAGUUUUUAGAGAUAAAUAUAAGAAACGCAAUUUUCCCUGUGUUUCUUUAAAAUUUCAAUAGUCAUAAUGAGGAAGAUCGUCUAUUGCUGGUCAUUCCAAAACCAGCCAAAACUUUUGCAAUAGGAGGCACUUCUUAAAGGUAUGGUAAAACGGGAAACAAAAACAUGUAACUUUUUUGCAACAUUGCGGCAAGACGAAUUCAAAAACUAUGUUACGCGUUUAAACACACGAAUCAAACCUUUUUGGAACAAAUCAGACUGUUGCAGAUUGUGAAAAGUUGUUGCAGAAAGUACUAGAAGUUCUACUUUUUGGAACAAAAUCUGAAUAUGUUGCAUGCUUUACCAGCCAAAGACAAACUUGGUUUGUAGCAAGUGGCGUCCCCUGGUGACGUGAAUCUGUGUUUAGUAUGACUCCAGGAUACUCUUAACCAAUCAAAAGUCAGUUUUCGCGCAACUUGCAACAACCUGAAUUGCUGCAAGACAGCUGUUUGAACGUGGGAGUGGUAAAAUGCGCAACAUAGCUUCUCAACUCGUCUGGCAGUAAUGUUGCAAAGCAAGGCAACCUUACAAAAGAAAGCUAGAAGAAUAAUCACCUUCUCCAGUUUAACUUGUAGUAUAUGUAUUAAAUAUUUAGGUCUACCGUCCCCACCCCCCAUGUUUGUAUUAUUGAGCAUGCGCUCUGACUGUUAUGAUGAUUGAAAACACAUGUGUGCAUGAGCAGCAAUGGUGUGUGUUGGUGGUUAAAUCCGAACCGUAAGUUACUCCAUCACUGAACACUCAAGUCCUUUAUUUAAAGACUGGAAUGUUAUCAAGCUGUCUGAUAUCAUUACCCUCCAACUUGCAGUGUUUCAUUUUUGGUACUUUUUUCAAUCCUACUAGGAACAUACAUAGAUAUAAAACUAGGUUGUCCUCCAGGAUGAUUUAUGCCAUCCCAAAAGCCAAAGCAAAUUAUGGAAAUUUUAACAUAGGGCUCCAGGGUGCUAAAGUUUGGAAUGAUAUAAGUGAUGCCAUCAAGUUCCUCUCUCUCAAAAGUUUUAAGAAAAAGCUAAAGUCAAUUCUUAUUGAUAAAUAUUAAUUGCAGAUUUAUCAACUCUAUAUGUUUUUCUGGCUUUCCGUUGUUUAAUACUGGCAUACUUAGCUUUCUUUUGCUCUCUUUCUUUUUCUACUGUGUUUUGUGUAGCUGUUUGUGGUGUGUGGUUCCUGACCCUUUGAUUUAAACUUCUAUUUAUAACCUAAUUAAGGCUGCCCUAUCUUCUUUAGCCCUCAAUGGUUAUUUUGGGAAGCCUGCACUCUCUCCAUAUUAUAUCUAUUUUUUUUCUUUGUAUUAUGUAAAUUAUUGUAGGGUACAAAUAAAUUUGUUGUCGUUGUUUUUUUUUUUUCAAGUUGCACUUUUUUGCUACCCGUUUUUCCAUAGCUUAAAGGAAAUCACUUUCUUUGGACAGGUCCAUCUCAAAGCACUCCUCCUAGCAAUCCAGUGGCAACUAUAACACCUAUAACACGAAGAGACAAGAAUCUCUCGAUAGCACUAAUUUCUGGAGGUACUCUUGUAAUUACUGUGUGUGUGUUCGUAAUAUUCUACAAAUGUCGCCAGAAACAGAGUAGUCUUGACACCGAAAGGCGAUGUUUCAUGGACCAAAAUGGAGGCAACGGAGAGGAAAAGCUCACCUAUCAAAGCAACAAUGUAACCGAACAUCUCACUGAUCGAGAAGACAACGUUAACCAGGAUCCUAUCAACAGCUUUAUCAAAAACCCAAUGGGAGGGAGUAGGUCUCCGUCGACAUCUUGCAAAAUCAGAGAGCUUAAAAAAGAUAAUGUCAACAAAUUAAACGCCCCAUUGUAA